AUGGCGUCCUCGGCGGCCAGCGUCGACGACUCGAGCUCCGACGGGUUCGUCGACGGGUCCUGCGCCGUCGACGGGUCCUGCGUCGUCGACUCGAGCUCCGGCGCCGUCGACAGCUCCUGCGUCGUCGACGGCUCGUCCGUCGUCGACGCCUCCAACGCCGUCGGCCAGUCGCGCGCCGCGGCCGCGGCGAGCCCCGCGACGUCCGCCGGCGCCGUCGUCUUGUCCGCGCACAACGCCGCGCGCGCGCCGGCCGAGAGCGCGAGCGCGAGGAUCGCCGUGCUGCGGGACCAGCCGAGCCGCAGCGUCUCCGGCGUCGUCUCGCAGCGCGUCGACAUCUGCGGCGCCGUCGACCGCGUCGUCGAGCGCGAGAAGAUCGUCGUCCGGGUCGUCGAGGGCGAGGCGCCGGGCGACGAGUCCGGCGAGAAGGCGCGGCUCCUCGCGCUCGUCGCGAGCCUCGAGUCGGCGCUGCGGGACGCGCGGAAGGGCGGCGGCGGCGAGCGCGGCGGCGCGCCGGGCCCCGGGGACCUGCCGCUCGCGGACCUCGAGGCGGCGCUGCGGGACGCGACGCGGAAGUGCCUCGAGGGCCGCGGCGACGAGCGCGAGCUCGAGUCGCUGGGCGCGGCGCUCGCGCGGCACCCGGAGCGGCGCGCGGCGCUCGCGCGCGAGCGCGCGGCCUGGGACGCCGCGCACGCGCCGGCGGGCGCCGCGGCGCUGCGGCGCCUGCGGUCCGUGACGCCGCCCUGGGUCGCGUCGCGGGGCACGAGCCGGCGCGAGCUCGAGCGCGCGGGCCUGCCGCGGGCCCUCGCGGCGCGCGUCUUCGAGGAGCGCGCGCUCUGGCUCGCGCGGUUCCCGCGGCGCCGCGUCGCGAAGAUGGCUUUAGCGGACCUCCGGCGCCUGAACCUGCACCGCCUCGACCUCGACGAGCUGCGGGGCGUCUACGCGUGCCUGCCGCCGGCCUUUGCCUGCGACGGCGACGGCGCCAAGGCCGCGUGGCGCGAGGCCGCGCGCGAGCGGCUCGUGUCGCUCGCGCGACGAGCCGCCGACGGGUCGCUCCCGCCGCGCGACGCGAGGCACGGCGCCUACGGCGACCUCGGCGGCGAUGGGCCCUUCGACCCGGACGAGCACGACGCCGACGACGGCAUCGCCGCGCAGUCGCCGGGCGACGCGCGCCGCGGCCGCGACGCCGAGCUCGCGGCGCUCUCCGAGUGCCGCCGCGCGUCCGCGCCGCCGAGCCUCGCGCGCGCGCCGCGGCCCCGCCGGGCGCCGAAGAAGCUCGACGCCGCGGACCCGCGCAAGUCCAUGCUCGCCGCGCUCGGCCCGGGCCUCGCCGCGGGCCUCCGGAAGGCGCCGCCGCCGCGCGACCGCGCGCCGCCGCCGCGCGACCGCGCGCCGCCGCCGCGGGACCGCGCGCCGCCGCCGCCCGCCGCGCCGCCGCCGCCCGAGGCGGAGUACUCGCGGCGCCGCGACGUGCGGGGCGAGCGCCUGGGGCUCAUCGAACAGUUGGGCUACGUGCACCGCAAGAAGAAGGUGCCGCCGCCCGGCGCGUCGGGCCUGGGCUCCCUGGCGCGGUCGCGGCGCGUGCCGCCGCCGCGGGCGAGCGCCGACGUGCUCGCGGACGUGAAGAUGUGGCGCGAGCGGCGGCGGCGGUCCCAGUUCGCGAGCACGCUCGCGGACCAGCUCACGGCGAUCCAGAGGCUCCAGAUCGCCAACGAGCCCGUGCCCCAGCAGCUCUGGCUCGAGCUCGACCGGGCCCAGCGGGCGCCCCACCUCCUGCCCGUCGUCCCGACGCCGGGGCCCGGCGCCUACCGGGGCGUCGCGGCGCCGUCCGGCGCGCCGAGCGCGAGCUUCGGCCCCGCGCCGGACGCGGCGCGGCGCGCGGCGGAGGAGCGCCGCGAGCCGCCGGGCCCCGGGCCGGGCCAGUACGUGCCGCCCAUGGCGCCCUUCGGGGCGACGCGCGGCGUCGCGCACCGCUUCGACCUCGGCCCCGCGCGCCUCGUGAAGGACCGGUCCGCCUACGCGCCGCGCUCGUCGCCCGCGGCGCGGGCCGAGGACGGCCUCGCCGAUUCGGUGACCAUCGAGGAGCCCCCGCGGCCGCGGACGCCGGCGGAGGACGACGACGACGACCCCUUCGACACGGGCUCCGUGGGCGUCGUCGCGCCCGAGGACCGGCGGCGCCGCCGCGACGGCGCGCGCGCGGCGGCGAACGACGACGCGGCCAGCCAGGCGUCGAGCCACGCGCCGACGGUGCAGAGCGCGGCGACGGGCGGCGAGGCCUCCGUGCCCAGCGUCGCCCUCCUCUCCUUCUCCACGGCCGACGACACGACCGUGUCCGCGCACACGAACGCGUUCAAGUCGUCCGGCGGCGCGACGAACCUCCAGCCCAAGAAGAAGCCCCCGCCCAAGAAGCAGGAGCGCUCCUCCGCCUGGCGCCCGGGCAGCCUGCGACGCAACUACUGA
Molecule: messenger RNA, 2457 nt
Organism: Aureococcus anophagefferens
Lineage: Eukaryota; Pelagophyceae; Pelagomonadales; Pelagomonadaceae
Exons: 4
Coding region: 1-2457 (818 amino acids)
Source: RefSeq, a predicted model, not a curated record